Messenger RNA from Bufo gargarizans (Asiatic toad), 1839 nucleotides. RefSeq lists its product as uncharacterized. Bases 1 to 1839 code for a protein of 612 amino acids. NCBI's taxonomy places the organism in Eukaryota, Metazoa, Chordata, Amphibia, Anura, Bufonidae. Gene Ontology annotation, molecular function: bitter taste receptor activity; G protein-coupled receptor activity. Gene Ontology annotation, cellular component: membrane. Gene Ontology annotation, biological process: detection of chemical stimulus involved in sensory perception of bitter taste; sensory perception of taste; G protein-coupled receptor signaling pathway. The record is from RefSeq and is a predicted model, not a curated record. The transcript has 6 exons.
AUGGUGUCUAUUUUUGUCCUCACAUCCAUGGCUAUCUUGGGAAUUACCACCAUUUUGGGGAUCUUCACAAACUGUGUCAUUGUGUCAGUAAAUCUUGUGGAAAAAAUUAAAGGCAAGAGCCUUGGCUCUUCUGACCUAAUUUUAGUUACACUUGGUCUAUCCAACAUCACAUUCCAAUUUGUCAUGACGAUCAACGACUUUCUGAGCCUUCUGUGGAGUGAACUGUACUAUUCAGAUGAAGUGUAUGCCACUUUUAAUGCCUUAUUAUUUUUUCCUAUAUAUGCCAGUUUCUGGUUCACAGUCUGUCUUUGUGUUUACUACUGCUUACAAAUAGUUAUAUUCACCAACCCCUUCUUAUUAUGCCUUAAAUCAAAAAUCCCCAAGUUGGUUCCAUGUUUCCUUGUGGCUGCAAUUCUUACUUCUGUGGUUAUUAGUGUUCCAGCUAUAUGGAGCACAUACAGAGAAGUUCCCAGUGAGGAUGUACCUUUCAAUAUGAGUUUGGAAAACAAUGUACCAAAAUUGAGCAUUACCUACUUGCUCCCCACCAACAUUAUUGGCUGCUCAAUCCCCUUAAUUCUUGUGGGUAUUUCAAACAGUCUAAUUCUUAAAUCACUUGGAACCAACAGUAAGAACCUUGAGAAGAUUACAAGCAACAACAGUAGUGCACGAACUGGGGCAAGAGAAAGAGCUGCCAGGACUGUUGGCUGGCUCCUAGUGCUCUAUCUAGCAUUCUACAUCUCAGAAAUCAUGAUGUUUGUGGAUCUCUUUCCUCCAAGUAGCAUUGGAUUUUGUAUUUGUUUGAUGGUCAUCUACAUCUACUCUCCGGCACAGUCUGUCAUUCUCAUUCUGGGAAGUCCUAAACUAAGGAAAGCAAUGCAAAGUUUUCUCAAACUUUUACAACAUUGGGACAAUAAGACAAUUGAUAAUCCGAAGAUUAUUUUUGUUAACCUCCAAGUUCACAAAGGCUGCCAUUGCACAAGUAUAAAGAAACCAACAUAUUUUCCCACAGUCUCACUUUCAGCUUCAAUCAGGUUAAUUGUGACUCUGGAAUCUGAACAUUUACAGCACUAUAUCAUCUGGAAUGUGACUACAAGACCACCACUCGAUGAUUCCAUAAUCCGGAGUAAUUACACAAAAAAUGAUCCACAAGGGGCAGACUUUUUGCAACCAUAUGUGUUGUUGGCUGUACAUCUACAUAAACCAUCACUGUUUGUAAUUGCUAUGAUCCACCUAAUAUAUCAGUAUCACCAGGACAUUCUAUUCCGGAAAAUUCUAAAAUAUGCAAGUUGCAAGAUAGAAGAGAAGAAAGUGAAGAAUCUGAUCAAAGACAAACAUUGUCCUCAUUUGCUGAUCCUGAAAGCAGAAUCAAAAGGGGGAGUCAGCUGGCUUCAAAAAUGCCUAUCCGAAGAACUUACCGCCUCGGACGAGGCUCCAGGAUCAUCUUCUUUGGUCUUCAGAGCAGCCUUAUGCGCUAGCCCGGAAAGGAUUGAUCUCUCCGAUGUCACUGGCACACACAUGCGCAGUGACAGCCAAAAGGAAUCUUCAAAACGGAGUCGCCAGGAGCCAAAAUACUACUCUCCUUCGCUUCCACCUGAAAAGAAGAAAAAAACUGACAAGAAAAGGAGUAACCCGCCUCAUAAUCCUUCAAUUGAGGAGGUCGACGAUCCGGAGCUGUUAACAGUUCCCAACGAGCCACCAACAGUUUUGCCUAGCGACAAGGCUUUCUUUGCAGCUUUGCGGAUCAGUGAAUAUACGGCUGCAAAGAAACAAAGCAUAUCACCUAUUAAUAUUACCGACUUGGUCAUCGAAGAUUUGGAUAAUUGGGAACCACAUCGUUAA